CUUUCUUUUCCUCAGCUUCAUUCAUAAAUCUUUGAUACCCAUACAGGAAAGCAGAGAACCAGCUGCGAAAAAAUGGCGUUUACAUUUGUUGCUGCUUGCUACAUUUUAGCACUCAUUUUGACAGCCGUUCUCAUAUUUUUUGCAAUAUUCCAUAUAAUUGCCUUUGAUGAGUUAAAGACAGACUAUAAAAAUCCUAUUGAUCAGUGUAACAGCCUCAACCCUCUGGUGUUACCUGAGUACUUUAUCCACAUUUUCUUCAACGUUCUGUUGCUGUUUGCUAUGGAAUUCUUCACUGUGAUCCUGAAUAUACCACUUAUAGCUUAUCAUAUAAGAAGAUACAGUAAUAGACCUGUGAUGAGCCAGCCAGGAUUGUAUGAUCCAACUACUAUAAUGAACGCCGAUCAGUUAAACAGAGCAAUGAGAGAAGGAUGGAUUAAACUUGCUUUCUAUCUUAUCUCGUUCUUCUACUACUUGUACAGUAUGAUCUACGAGUUGGUUUCUUCAUAAAGUUGCAGUGUAUGUGUGUGUAGCCAUGAACAAAGUUCUGACAGCGAGAUUACAGUGUCACAUAAUUAUAGGCAACAGUUGCCUUGUGUUGCCAUGAGUGUUAUCAUACUCCUAGAGUUUUUAUUUGCUUUUAUAGGAAUCAGUGCUCUGUCAUGCUUAAAAACAGGUUUUAAUGAAUGACAUUGUGUUGAUUGGCCUUAAAUUCACUUUUUUGAGCCAUUUGCGAUAAUUGCUCAAUUUCUUUUCUUAUUUGGCUGUUAAAAUUUCACUAAAUUCUUCCUAAAAUUGAAAAGUUUUGUGGGGUCUUUUUGUAUAUAAAUGACAAGAAUCUGACAGUGCUGUGAAAACAUAUAGUGACAUACAAUGAUACAUUAAUUAAUUUUUAUGCCCCCCUUCGAAGGAGAGGUAUAUUGUUUUGCAGAUGUUGGUUGGUCGGUCGGAAUGUAGACCAAUCCGUUUACAGAUGAAAACUCAAGAAUGCUGGGGUCUAGGAUCAUCGAAGUUGAUAGGGAGAUUGGUAAUGACCAGCUGAUGACCUAUUGAUUUUGAGGUCAGUAGGUCAAAGAUCAAGGUCACAGUGACCAGAAACAGUUGAACGGUUUCUGGAUGAUAAACUCAAGAGCGCUUGGGCCUAGGAAUGUGAAAGUUGAUAGGGAGGUUGUUCAUCACCAGCAGAUGAACCCUAUUGAUUUUGAGAUCAGUAGGUCAAAGGUCAAGGCCACAGUGACCAGGAACAGUAAAACGGUUUCUGGACGAUAACUCAAGAAUAUUUGGACUUAGAGUCGUGAAAUUUGAUAGGGAGCUUGUUCAUGACCAGCAGAUGACCACUAUUGAAUUUGAGGGCAUUAAGUCAAAGUUCAAGGUCACAUUGGCCAGGAUCAAUUAGAUGGUUUCCGGACGAAAACUCAAGAACACUUGGGCCAAGGAUCAUGAAAGUUGAUAGAGAGGUUAUUCAUGACCAGCAGAUGACCCCUAUUAAUUUUGAGGUCAGUAGGUCAAAGGUCAAGGUUACAAUGACCCCAAACAGUUUAACCAUUUCCGGAUGAUUACUGUACUUGAGAACGCUCGGGCCUUGGAUCAUGAAACUUGAUAGAGAGAUUGGUCAUGACCAGUAAUCAUGACCCCUAUAGAUUUUGAGGUCAGUAGGCCAAAGGUCAAGGUCACAUUGACCCAGAACAGUUAACCCUUUCAGGACGAUAAUUUUAGAAUGCUUGGGCCUAGGAUCACAAAACUUAAUAGGGAGGUUGAUCAUGACCAGCAGAUGACCCCUGUUGAAUUUGAGGUCAGUAGAUCAAAGGUAAAGGUCACAUUGAACCAGAAGAGUAGAACUUUUGUUUACAGUGAGCAAAUAAUUUCUGUUCCUUGUGCAAUUACUGAAUGCAUCAAGGGGGGCAUUUCGUGUUCUACGAGCUCUAGUCUUCUUACAUUUAUGUCAUAGUUUUGUUGGAAAUGGAAAAAGAUAAAAUUAAAGUUAUACUUGGUGCAGUAAGCGCAAAGGUUU
Mercenaria mercenaria is the source of this 2008-nucleotide messenger RNA. Its product is annotated as protein cornichon homolog 1-like. Lineage: Eukaryota; Metazoa; Mollusca; Bivalvia; Venerida; Veneridae. The record is from RefSeq and is a predicted model, not a curated record. Gene Ontology annotation, biological process: endoplasmic reticulum to Golgi vesicle-mediated transport. Gene Ontology annotation, cellular component: COPII-coated ER to Golgi transport vesicle; endoplasmic reticulum membrane. The transcript has 5 exons. Bases 73 to 507 code for a protein of 144 amino acids.